Vollenhovia emeryi is the source of this 4116-nucleotide messenger RNA. Its product is annotated as probable RNA-binding protein 19. Gene Ontology annotation, molecular function: mRNA binding. The transcript has 11 exons. The record is from RefSeq and is a predicted model, not a curated record. Bases 245 to 2911 code for a protein of 888 amino acids. Lineage: Eukaryota; Metazoa; Arthropoda; Insecta; Hymenoptera; Formicidae. Gene Ontology annotation, cellular component: nucleus; cytoplasm; ribonucleoprotein complex.
GCAUCGUGGACACAGGCCUUUAGUGACCUUCCCCCACCACUGGAGUCUCCAGACCUGCGUACGACCAUGGUUCCACCAAUCAAAAACGCGCCCACGUGCUCAAGGAACAUAACCUUUAAUAAUCUCGUGUUUCACGUGUAUUCGUGCGUUGUCUUCUUGUUCAGCAUUAAAAUUGUGCCUGGAUUAUUCUGGUUGUACAAGUUUUAUAUUUGAACAUCGGCUCUACGCCGCGAUCACCACAAACAUGUCCCGUUUAAUAGUGAAAAAUUUACCAAAAAGUGUCACAGAUGCCAGAUUGAAAGAAUUAUUCAGUCAAAAGGGUAUUGUGACUGAUGUACAACUGAAGUACACGAAAGAUGGAAAGUUUCGACGAUUUGCAUUCAUCGGCUACAAAACGGAGGAACAAGCGCAACUAGCGCAAUCCUAUUUUGAUCAAACAUGCAUCGAUACUUGUAAAAUAUCUGUUGAGCCCUGUGCAAACUUAGGUGAUCCCUCAAAGCCAAGAUCGUGGAGCAAGUAUGCAAUCGAUAGUUCUUAUAAUAAAGCUAAGACAUCUGACAGCAAGUCAGAGGAAGAAAGACCGACAGAUUCGGCAGGAAAGAACGAUACAGGGGAAACUAAGAAGAAAAGCGACACGAAGAAGAAAAAGGCGAAUAAAAAGGAGAAGGAUGAAAUGAAGAAAGCACUCGAGAAGCACAAGGAUGAUCCUUUAUUUAUGGAGUUCCUUGAAACACACACUAGUAAGGAUGCAAAGGCAGUUUGGAAGAACGACAUUGAUGUGCCAUUGAAAGAGGAAGCCACCGAGGGAUCUGAUGACGAGUCUGCGGAUGAGGAAGAUGAAUCUAAGAAAGAUGCAGAAAGAGUAACACUCUCAAGUGGAAAAGACGAACCUGAAUGGUUACGUCAGAGUAAAAUAAAGUCUCUAACGAAAGAUGCAUCCAAGUAUGGUCCGUUAACGUUCUACACUGUGAAAGUGCGUGGACUUGCGUACACACACGUGAAGAAGCACAUUAAACAAUUAUUCCGUCCCAUAAAGCCGAAAUCUAUACGAGUCCCGCCCAAGAUUAAAGGUAUAGCUUAUGUAGGGUUCAAAACGGAGCAAGCCAUGAAGAAGGCUCUUAUGAAAAAUAAGAGUUUCCUAGAUGGAAAACAGAUAUUUGUAUCCAAAUACGAGCGAAAAGAGGCAGUAGAGUCUAACACGAACUCGUGUAACAAUACCAAUAUUAAGUGGAAGAAGCAACAGGAAGCCUUAAAAAACGAAGAGAGUAUAGCAGAAUCUGGAAAAAUGUUUAUCAGAAAUCUGACGUAUACAACUACGGAGGAUGACAUCAGAAAACUAUUUGAAAAAUUUGGUCCUCUGUCGGAAGUCGAUUUACCUGUAGAUAGAAUGACUAGAAGGCUAAAAGGAUUUGGCACAGUAACGUUCCUGAUGCCGGAGCAUGCUGUAAAAGCUUACAGUGAACUGGACGGUUCUGUACUGGAUGGUAGAAUGUUACACAUCCUUCCCGGAAAGGCAAAAGCCUCCCCGGAGCAGAUCGAUACUGAAAAUUUAACUUACAAAGAAAAGAAAGAACUGCAAACAAAGGCAACUGCGGGCUCGUCACAUAAUUGGAAUACGCUGUUUCUCGGACAGAACGCCGUGGCAGACGCUAUCGCGAGCCGCUACAACACGUCGAAGGAGAAGUUACUGGAAGACGGAUCGAAUGGAAUGAGCGCCGCGGUCAAGCUGGCGUUAGGAGAAACCCAACUGGCUCAAGAUACAAGGGCUUUUUUGGAGGAGAACGGCGUGUGCUUGGACGCUUUUAAUGAAACGCCAAAGAAGAGAUCAACCACCAUAAUCUUAGCGAAGAAUUUACCAGCUCAGACAAAACCGAGCGAACUACGAGAAAUGUUUGCCAAGCAUGGAGAGCUCGCGCGUAUCGUAAUGCCACCGGCGGGUAUAACAGCACUGAUCGAAUUUCUGGAGCCGUCUGAAGCCCGCAAGGCUUUCCGUGCAUUAGCUUAUACAAAAUAUAAGUAUCUACCAUUGUAUCUGGAAUGGGCGCCAGAUAAUAGUUUCACUACGCCCGCUAAGACUAAGUUAACUAAAAGUAAUACGAGUACAAAAGAAUCAGCAGAUUCGGAAGAAGUUAAAGGUAAAGUAACGAUAAGCAAAUCUAAAGAAAAUGAGAAUAAUACGCGUAAAAAGGAAGAUGACGAACCGCCCGAACCAGAUACAACGCUUUUUGUGAAGAAUAUAAAUUUCUCAACUACGGAAGAACAGUUGAAAGAUUACUUCGGUAAAUGCGGUCCUCUCCAUUAUGUUACAAUAGCAACAAAAAAGAAUCCAGAAAAUCCUGCUGAAAAAUUAUCCAUGGGAUAUGGAUUUAUAAGGUUUAAAAGGAAACUCGACGCAGACCGUGCAUUAAAAACGUUGCAAAUGUCAGUACUCGAUGGAAAGAGCAUAGAAUUGAAACGAUCUGAGAGGACACUAAUGUCCGACGUUAAAACAACGAGAAAGAAGUCUAACAUCACCGAACAAACGGGCACUAAAAUUGUAGUACGAAAUAUACCCUUCCAAGCAACUGCCCAGGAAGUGACGGAAUUGUUCAAGUCAUAUGGUGAGUUGAAGGCCGUACGAUUGCCAAAGAAACUGGUCGGAAUUGAGAAGCAUAGAGGAUUCGCCUUCGUCGAAUACUAUACUAAAGCAGAUGCAAAGAAAGCAUUUACAGCACUGUGUCAAAGUACUCACUUGUACGGUCGAAGAUUAGUACUUGAGUGGGCACAGAUGGAGGAAGAUAUUGAGGACAUUAGGAAACGUACUGUAAAACGCUUUUACCAAGAUAAUUCGACGAAAAGCUUUAAGAAAUCCAAAUUAGAUCCCGAAAGCGUUGGUCUCGAAUUAAAUUCGGCUCAAAAAUAUAAUUUCUAAAUUAUUUUCAAAAUUAUUCAAAUACAUGUUAUUUAAAAAAUAACUCGCAAAUUAUUUAAUACACAUUACAUAUUAAGGUAGGUAAGCAAGAAAGAUUUCGAGUGCGGGCCUGGAUAGCUCAGUCGGAAGAGCAUUUGCCCGGCAAGGUUCGAAUCCUGGUCUAGUCCUAGCAGUUAUUUUUCUUGCCGAAAAAUUAAUAAGUGACGCGUCUUAAAUAUCCGUAUACAAUUUAUAUCAAUUUCUUUUUACAUUGACCAGAUAUUCAGGUUGGUCAAUUGAAAGUUGAAAGUAUUUUUAUUACGCGACAUUAAUCUUCGUAUCACGUUUAAAUGGUAAUCGAAGACACGACGGGAGUGCCACAUUUUUAUCACAUCGCGUGAUUUUACUUGAACGUUAAUUUGAAAUGUAGUAGAAAGAGUCGCAAAUAAUCAUUAGUUAUUAUAUUAUUAUACAUAUAUACAUAGAGUUAUAUAUUUUAUAUAUAAACGUGUAAAAAAAGUCUUGUUUCAUCUUUGACAUAAAGUUAACCCCGUUUCUCUCUUCAUUUUUGUGUAUAUUUUAAUUGUGCAAAAAAUUUUGCAGAUCUAUAAAGCCAAUUCAAAUUAUCUUUAGGGAAAACAAUGUCAGUAAUUACUAUCACUUUAGAAUCUCCUUAAAUGUGACGUUUUUUCUUAUUUUUCCAAGGAACAGAUCUAGUUACCAUUGAUGCGAUGUAUUAAAUAAUGGUACUCAAAAAGUUCCCUGGUCUAAAGGCCUGUGUCCACGAUUCUAGAAGUUGAUCCAAGUUCUAGCAUCGUGGACACAGGCCUUGAGUGCUUUUCAAUUUACUUCGACAAUCUUUUCAGAUCUUUUCUUAACUUCACAUUCCUGAAAACAAGAAUCAGUCAAGUCUAAAGGAGAUUGCAGAGAUUUUAGCCAAGUUUUUCUGUCAAAAUUGCUGAACAAAAAGAAAUCCAGAUUUUUCAUCGUGUCAAAUCAAAUAUAGAUCGCAAUAUAAUAAUUAAUAAAUUUAGAUUCAACGUAUCUUUUAAUACAAUUCUUUAAAACCAUUUUAUAUACAUACGUACGUGCAACAGGAUUUUGUCUUUAUAUUGUACGUAUAUAAAACAUUUUUUAUAUAAUAUUUAAAUCUCAAUUAUUACAGCUGUGUCUAUACGUUGUUUCUUAGGGUAUGUAUAAUAAAUAUAAUAUCGUGUAUCAUCAAA